This is a messenger RNA of Hermetia illucens (black soldier fly), 2959 nucleotides long. RefSeq names its product phospholipase B1, membrane-associated-like. The transcript has 9 exons. Gene Ontology annotation, biological process: phospholipid metabolic process. Gene Ontology annotation, molecular function: glycerophospholipase activity. NCBI's taxonomy places the organism in Eukaryota, Metazoa, Arthropoda, Insecta, Diptera, Stratiomyidae. Bases 656 to 1912 code for a protein of 418 amino acids. The record is from RefSeq and is a predicted model, not a curated record.
GCACGUCACGGGCGUCACGUUGGUUCUUCGGUGACAAUAUGGCAUAGUCAAGCAUGUGUGGUAUCAUAUGCGCGAUUUCUUGGUGGGAAGCGAUACUGUUGAGGUUUUCCUCAAGAACGCGCUAUAGGACGCAGGCCUAAGUCAAGUGCGUUAGAAGAAAGUCACUUACUUGCUUCUUAUUACCGCGAGUGCUGUCUUGGCCUGCGGGACACUUUUCGUCUCACCUGCGUGCGCGCAUUGAACAGUUCAAGUGCUGAAGACGUUAGACUGUUCGAGCCAAAAGGUGUACCUGACGGUUGAUUUCCUUGUGAAGCAGUGGAAUCCGAAUAGUGCAAUUAUGUAGAUAAGAAGUGAAGAUUGUGGAUAACUCAAGUGUGAUGCUUAGAUUGGAUAAGUGCAUUGUGGUGAUUUAUGUGAAAUUCGAUGUUUACUUUGAGGAACUAAAUUUCUUCGAACUUGGUAGGUCGUUUCUAUUUCGCAUUUUCACCGUACCCAUACGCACACGUUGGAAUUCCUUAGGGAUACGCAGGAUAAAUGACAUACACCACCCCCGCUAACGCUAGGGCAUCGUUCAAAACGUAUAGGAUAUAUCGAAAUUGACGGGGACAGCGAAGACGACAAAAUCCACCAGUGAGAAAUAAAAUAAAUAAAAGAAAUGCUAAAGAACUGCUUUCUCGGGAUACUAGUCAUCCAUUUUGGGCUCAGUCCCAAUCACAAUCAUCCUAGCCACACAGCCGAGGCUUUCACGCAACCAACUAUCUUCGAUGACUUGAACUAUCGCUCGCUUUUCCAUGCCUUUCGAAAUUACGUUUUCCGCAGUGUGGGACGGACAAGCGAGAAAACCUUCGGAUACUUCCUGCAAAAACCGUUUCUAGAUAGUGAGCCAUUUCCCUGCGGAUUGAAUAAUUCCAGAAGUCCAGAAAUUCCGACCAAUGUCCAUAAAUUACGACCAGGUGACAUUGAUGUGAUAGCCGCAAUGGGCGAUUCCCUGACAGCCGCAUCCGGAGCCAACUCCAAUUCGUUUUCGGAUCUCUUCAUGGAGAACCGGGGCCUCUCCUGGAGUAUCGGUGGCCAAUAUAAUUGGCGUAAUGUAACGACGCUUCCCAACAUAUUGAAAGUGUUCAACCCCAAGCUUGUGGGUUACUCGCGUAAUGAUGCUUUUCCCUUUCACAAGGACUCGCAAUUCAAUGUGGCGGAAAUUGGUGCCGUCUCUGCAGAUCUUCCGUUUAUGGCUGAAGUGCUGGUACGCCGCAUUAGGAGGGACCGACGAGUCAAUUUCAAGAAGAAUUGGAAGAUGUUGACGAUAUGCAUGGGUGGCAAUGAUUUUUGUACAUUUGCCUGCACAUUGAAGAAUCCAGAGAUUCUGCCGAAGUUACAUCGAGAAAAUUUGCUGAAAGCGCUGCGGUAUAUCAGGGAUAACAUGCCAAGGACAUUUGUCAACGUAGUUACGGAGCCAUCGCCGCACAACGUCGUAACAAGAAAAACGAAUUCAAGAUUCUGCAAAAUGAUUAAUCGUAUGGAGUGCUCUUGUUUUAUUGGUAAAUUGUAUAACCCAACCGAGGAAACAAUAGAAAGAUACCGUCGAAUUCACGAGGAAUUCUCCCGCGUCGAAGAGGAGGUUUCGCAGGAUCCUGAAUUCCGUGGCCUGAAAGAAUUCGCGGUCGUCUUCCAACCGCUGACUCGAAACUUCUCGAUGGAAACGGAAGAUGCUAAAGUCGAUUAUUCCCUGUUGGCGUACGACUGCUUCCAUAUGAGUCAAAAAGGAAAUGCGUGGGCUGGAACAACCCUUUGGAAUAGCUUAUUUCAACGAGUUGGCGAAAAAGAUGUAACGUGGAUGUCACCCCAUAAAAAGUUCCUGUGUCCAACGAAAGAGAAUCCUUACAUUCUCACCUAUGACAAUAUGUUCCCGUAAGGCCAAUGGCGCAUCCUGUGUUGAAUGUCUAAUAGAAUCGAGUAGCAAAAAUCCUAGUAGGUAAUGAAAAAAGCAGUCAUGUAGCGCCACAUCGUUUUGAAACUUUAUGAAACUUGUCUAAAUGUAUGUCAGCGUAAGCAAUGUGUCUGCGAAUUCCAUGGUGCCAUCCCAGUUUUAACCAAGCAGAAAAUUACAAAACGUCUUUAGUUGUAGUGAGUGCUGUUUAGAAGGAGAUUGUCUUGAACAUAGUCGAAAGGGUAUUUCUGCUAGAUAGAUAUUCCUAUCUUUUUCAAAAUUGUAGUAUCUAAACCAAUAGGUCGGCCGAUAGUCAAGCUUUACCAAAUUUCAACCUGGGCUUCAUAUCCCAAAGUUUAUCUUAUUAUUUUCUUGAAAAUCUGCACUGAAAUCAUGACAAACAUUUUUAAGGAGAACCGAAUCAAGGAUAACUUCCUUGUGACACUGACUAUCCAGACACUUUCGACGCUACCUUUCCGUUGUUCAUAUAAACACAUUUGAGCCGGCAAAGUCCUCCACGGUAUUGCCCCGCAUAUGAGUUUGAAGAAGUCUUUGUUUACAUAGAAAGCAUUAUAUCUGGUACUUAAGCCUGUAACGAGUGGAAGGAUUAAUUCUUAAGUUUGCACGAGAAAUAUAACGAAAUAAAUAGCGAGUACUCAGGAGAACAAGGGUGGGCACAAAAAAACGUGUAAUGACUCUUUUGGGGGUAAUUGUCUGAUAUUAAGUUUCACUGGAAAUUCAAGUGUCUUUAGCCAGUAAAACACUUUAAUAUAUGUUUAGGUAAUUGUAGACUUUUUGUAGGUGACUAAUUAUGAUUAAAGAAAACCCUCUGUAAUUUCAAUUGUAGAGGUAAAAGGGAUGUAGGAAUGCUAUCAUGAGCAAAUUAGGGUGUAAAUGUUUACGCUUUUAGAAUUUAAGGGGAACACAAUAUUCCGAAUCUUCCAAAUGGCUUUAGUUUUAAGGAAUUCAGACGAGCAUUUAUAGUUUCUAUUGUGUGAUAUUUAUAUAUCUAAAAUUACAACAUAAGAUGAA